Messenger RNA from Vitis riparia (riverbank grape), 1105 nucleotides. Its product is annotated as L-ascorbate peroxidase 1, cytosolic. The transcript is spliced from 10 exons. The record is from RefSeq and is a predicted model, not a curated record. NCBI's taxonomy places the organism in Eukaryota, Viridiplantae, Streptophyta, Magnoliopsida, Vitales, Vitaceae. Bases 123 to 875 code for a protein of 250 amino acids. Gene Ontology annotation, molecular function: peroxidase activity; heme binding. Gene Ontology annotation, biological process: cellular response to oxidative stress; response to reactive oxygen species; hydrogen peroxide catabolic process.
ACUAGAACCUUCGCCUUCCCCAAACCCUUUUAUAUCUCCGCCUCUGGCUCUAUCGCAGCUCGUGUCCGACUCGUGCCGUUCGUGUGCUCCACAUUUCUGUUGUUGAAGUUAGAAUCAUAGCCAUGGGGAAGAGCUAUCCUACUGUGAGCGAGGAAUACGAAAAGGCUGUUGAAAAAGCCAAGAAGAAGCUCAGAGGCCUUAUCGCUGAGAAGAACUGUGCUCCGAUUAUGCUCCGUAUCGCAUGGCACUCUGCCGGUACCUUCGAUGUGAAGACGAGAACCGGAGGUCCUUUCGGAACGAUGAAGAAGCCAGAAGAGCUAGCUCACGGAGCCAACAACGGUCUUGAUAUAGCCGUUAGGCUCUUGGAACCUAUCAAGGAACAAUUCCCUACCAUUUCGUACGCUGACUUCUAUCAGUUGGCUGGAGUUGUUGCUGUUGAGGUCACUGGAGGGCCUGAAAUUCCUUUCCACCCAGGGAGAGAGGACAAGCCGGAGCCACCACCUGAGGGUCGUCUGCCAGAUGCCACCAAAGGAUGCGAUCACCUGAGACAGGUGUUUGUUACUCAAAUGGGUCUCAGCGACAAGGACAUCGUAGCUCUCUCUGGGGCCCACACCCUGGGAAGGUGCCACAAGGAGCGGUCUGGAUUUGAAGGACCCUGGACCUCCAACCCUCUGAUCUUUGAUAACAGCUACUUCAAGGAACUCCUUAGCGGAGAAAAGGAAGGUCUUCUACAGCUGCCAAGUGAUAAAGCUCUUCUCUCAGACCCAGCCUUCCGUCCUCUUGUCGAGAAAUAUGCCGCUGAUGAAGAUGCCUUCUUUGAGGAUUACAAAGAAGCCCAUUUGAAGCUCUCUGAGCUGGGAUUUGCUGAUGCCUAAAAGAAAAUUGGACACAAGGUGGGUGGAGCUGGCAAGUUUCAUUUGCUGAUUUACCGUUAUGUUUUUAGAUUCUGGAAGCACUUAUGUGGUCUGGGCAGUUUCAUGAUGAAGAAGUUGGAGUGAUUUUUGCUUAAUUUUGUUGGACAUGGUAAAUUGAAAUAUCAGCAUGAUUGCUUGGUUAUUAGUGCAAUGUUCAUCCUCCAACUAUAAUAAAGAAAUUGUUUACUGAA